Molecule: messenger RNA, 4550 nt
Organism: Neocloeon triangulifer
Lineage: Eukaryota; Metazoa; Arthropoda; Insecta; Ephemeroptera; Baetidae
Gene: Shaw
Product: potassium voltage-gated channel protein Shaw
Exons: 8
Coding region: 246-1958 (570 amino acids)
Biological process (GO): protein homooligomerization; potassium ion transmembrane transport
Cellular component (GO): voltage-gated potassium channel complex; neuronal cell body membrane; axon
Molecular function (GO): delayed rectifier potassium channel activity; protein binding
Source: RefSeq, a predicted model, not a curated record
CAUGGAGACGGCGGCCGACGACAAGUCGCGGGUGUGCUGGUGCUGGUGCUGAGCGUCUUGGUGCGGCCGAACGAGUGCGUUGGUCCGAGUGGACGGUCCGUCGCGGGUGGGCCCAGUGGGCAGCAGUGCUUCAGUCUCGUCGCCGACGACGAUGAGGGCGAUGGCGUGAUGCGAAGCUGCAGGGGUUGGAUAAAAAAGAAACGAUGCUGCCGGACCUGACGUAGCCUGCCCCCCUUGACGCAGCCAUGAAUCUGCUGAACAUGGACGCGGAGAACCGCGUCGUGCUCAACGUCGGCGGCAUCCGCCACGAGACGUACAAGGCCACCCUCAAAAAGAUCCCCGCCACCAGGCUGUCGCGACUCACCGAGGCCCUGGCCAACUACGACCCUAUUCUCAACGAGUACUUCUUUGACAGACAUCCCGGCGUCUUCGGACAGGUUCUCAAUUAUUACAGAACCGGCAAACUGCAUUACCCCACAGAUGUGUGCGGCCCCUUGUUUGAGGAGGAGCUCGAGUUCUGGGGGCUCGACGCUAACCAGGUGGAACCGUGUUGCUGGAUGACCUACACGCAGCAUCGAGACACGCAAGAGACCUUAGCGGUGCUAGACAGACUAGACCUGGACACGGACAAGCCCAGCGAGGAGGAGAUGGCGCGGAAAUUUGGCUUCGAGGAGGACUAUUUCCGGGGCACUGUUUCCUGGUGGCAGAGAAUGAAGCCCAACAUUUGGUCCCUCUUUGACGAGCCUUACUCAAGCACGUCCGCAAAGAUCGUGGGCCUGCUGUCUGUUUUCUUCAUCUGCGCGAGCAUCAUCUCGUUCUGCCUGAAGACGCACCCUGACAUGCGGGUGCCGGUGAUCAGAAACUUCACAGUGAGCACGUCGUCGAAUACUUCAGCGUGGAUGCUGGACAAGACGCAGACGAACGCGCACGUCGCCUUCUUCUACAUCGAGUGCAUUUGCAACGCGUGGUUCACUUUAGAGAUCACGAUGCGGUUCGUGUCGACGCCGAGCAAGUGCGUCUUCAUCAAGUCGAGCGUCAACGUGAUCGACUACAUCGCCACCCUGAGCUUCUACGUCGACCUGAUCUUGCAGAAGUUCGCCAGCCACCUGGAGAACGCAGACAUCCUCGAGUUCUUCUCCAUCAUCCGCAUCAUGCGACUCUUCAAGCUCACCAGACACAGCUCGGGCCUCAAGAUCCUCAUCCAGACGUUCCGCGCCUCCGCCAAAGAGCUCACGCUGCUCGUCUUCUUCCUUGUCCUCGGCAUCGUCAUCUUCGCCAGCCUCGUCUAUUACGCAGAGCGCAUCCAGGCAAACCCGCACAACGACUUCAACAGCAUCCCGCUGGGACUGUGGUGGGCCCUGGUCACCAUGACCACCGUCGGCUACGGCGACAUGGCGCCAAAGACCUACGUGGGCAUGUUUGUGGGGGCGCUGUGCGCCCUGGCUGGUGUGCUCACCAUCGCCCUUCCUGUGCCUGUCAUCGUCAGCAAUUUUGCCAUGUAUUACUCUCACACCCAAGCACGCGCAAAACUGCCGAAGAAGCGAAGGCGAGUACUUCCAGUUGAACCUUCCCGGGGGCCGCGGUUGCCCGGGGCUCCCCCAAUCCCGGGCUGUCCCGGCGGGGGUCCAGUGCUGGGCGGGGUCCCUUGUGCGGGCGGAGGUCGCGGGGGCGGGAAUCAGGGGGGUGGCGUUGUCGGCCUCGGGGGCGGUCCCGUGGGGGUUGGGGGCGUCGGAGGCGUCGUCGGAGGCGGCGAGCCGCAAAACCGCCGCAUGAACGCCAUUAAGCAAAACCACCCGAAAGAGGCGCUCGGCCACAAAAUCGUCGGGGGCGCUACAACGAGUGCUAACGGCGCGCCGGACCUGCCGGGCUGUUCCUCUUCUUCCGGACCACUGCCGCCCCUCCGAGCAGCCGCAGGACGCCAGCUGCCCCUGGACUCGGACUCGGACCGUCGCCGCUGACUCUUUUUGUGAUAAUAACCAAAGUGAAAACAACUACUACAGUGGACUCGGAACGAGCUGUUUGUUAUUUCCCGCAAAAUCCGUUCUUUCGGUGUGUGCUUGCGUUCGCAUUUUUCAUCAUUGUUAUUGUUUCCUCGACGCCGCGAACAGAACAAAAAGAAAAAUAUGUAACUCAGAGAGCAAUGACAAAUCAAUCGAAAGCAAAUCUGACACGCUUUACAUUGAGAGAGACCACGAAACACACUAUGACGUUAUUUAUUGUUGUACUAUGAUGUGCACCCAAAUUGGCAAUAAUAACCCGCUGAGAUUGUAAAAAUUGAGAAAAACACACAUACAAAAACAGGUGGGAGUCUCUGCUUCUCGGCGAUUGCUUAUUAAAGUGUAUUUUUUUUCAAAUGAUUAAGCUCAAAACGAUAAACGAGUGAAAUUUUCAAUUACAAAUUUGGUGUUAACUUGUUGCAAACCGUCGUUGCAGGAAACAUUUGAUUUUUCAAACAUACAUUUUUUUAAAUUUAAUAUUCAGAGACUUCUGCCUAAAAACACUUAUUUUUUUGUUCUAAAAAAAAUCAAUGAUAAUUACAUUGAACAGAAUCUUUGACUCGAACGCUUUUUGGAAUUUCCUCGCGUGGAGUUUGUUGUUUAAAAGGAGAGGACCGAAGUCGCUUUCCUCUGCAUCGGCCAAUUCGGCCGUCGGUUUCUGUCCAGUAUUAAGAGAUUUUAUUGUUACACAAUUUGAUUCGCGAAAGUUAUACAAAUAUUGUAACAUGUAUCGAUUACUGCAUAUUGUACUGCUAACAGGAAGAAGUCAAAUCCAUCGAAUCUCACACGUUGUAUCGAGAUUUACCUAGGGUACAUAUUCAUGAUUAACGAGACACGCAUAAUAUUAUAUCCUGCUGAUAAUAAGCGAGGCCGCCUAGUGACUGUAGCGUGGUUGAGCGAGCAAGACGACAAGAUUUUUCAAAUUAAACACAAAUAUGAAUUUAAAACUUACAAUAAAACAAAAUCAGCGUAGCAGGCGAGAGUUUUAAAAAUGGGAACAAAGUUUUUACUCAGAGACGUGUGUGAGUUCAUAAGUAUUUGCUGCAUCAUAAUUCUCUCUUUAUAUGCGCAGGUUACUCAAAAAUCACAUAUUAUAUAUUCGGAAUUCUCAUUCUAAAGGUCUUGAAAUAUUUUUAGCCACGUAAAUCAAUUUAAAGAUAAAUAAAAAAAAGAUUAAAAUUAUAUGAGGAAAUAAAGCGUGUUGAAAUAAACUUGAAUAAAUUGAUUUCAAUGAUAAAAUGUAGACCAGCAUUAUAGCAUAUCCCAGACAUAUUGUAUUUGAAAGCAGGGUUGGCGAGAGAAGGGCGAAACUACGAAGGGUGCCGGCAACCCUUUUUCGUAUUUAACAAUUUAAAAUCACAUAUAUUUAUAAAACUUGUAGAUUACAAAAACAGUCAGUGGCCGAUUUGUGUUCGCCUCCAACUCAAAUGAGUUUUGAAUCUUUAAAUUAGGUCUGAUUUUUAUUUGUGUCGAGUGCACAAAAUUUUGACUAUAUUUUAUAAAUCAUUUCCUUGAAUCUCUUUACAAAUCCAACGAGAAGAAAAGAACGCGAUCCUUGUGCUUUUGAUUAUUCUCUUCUCACACUCAUUUUGAAAGGAGAGGUGCUCAACUUUUGUUUGUUUAAUAGAUAGCUUAAUAUCUCGCUUUCCUUCAUUUAAAUGGAAAAAAAUAACACUGAAAGUACAUAAUAGUAUUUGAUAAAAGUGCUGGAUGCGCACUCUAAUUUUGGUUCUCGACGUAACAAAUGGACGUAUUUAAAUUGUUUUUUGUAGAAAUUUGAAUGCAACCCAAACACAAAACAUCGCACACAAACGGAGAAGAAUAAAUUAAAGCCCGCCCGCGCUCGUUAAAUUUGUACCACGUUUUAUAUGAAUGAAAAUUUUAAAGAUGAGAAGACUUUGAUUGCCUGAUGCUAUUGAAGGGGUGAAUGCGUUUGUUGUGCAAAGGACCAAUUAUUAGUAAAAUCGCCAUCAACUUGUAAAUUUGACAAGCUAUAAAAUAUUGAAAUUUUCCUCUAUAGGAUUAAAAAUAAAAAAGGUGCAUGCAAGUUUGUAGCAGGCGUGUGGCCAUUUUCUAAUUGAUAAAAAAAUAUCGCUUCUUUUGUAGAUAAUUUAAGUGAAUAUUAUAAAAUGCGUGCGAAUUUAUUGAAUUCUAAAAGCAGAGCGUCUGAGAUGAAUUAAAUAUACAUGACUAAUCGCAUUUAAUGAGAAUUAUUGUUCUACUUCUCGCUACGCGUGUGAUUCACUCUCCGUACUUCAUCAAUACUCCCUAACGAAAGUUGCAUUUACGCUAUGAAACAAUAACAAAAAGAAAAUUAAAUAACAAAAGUUUUAUCUCUCGUCUCUUAUUCACGAAAAAAGAAAUCUCUCACAGUAUAUCUGAAUGCAAAUAUAUUAAGAAUAAAAUCUUGCAUCUCAUGAUAAAACUUGAACAAACAUAACAUUGUAAAUAAUUUGGGUGUUAGAAAAUAUGUAAUUUUGCUACUACUUGAAUCCAUCAUCACCACAAAAAGCUGUGUAAUGAUUUCCGAAAAUAAAAACAUGUUACAUUAAA